Symbiodinium sp. CCMP2456 is the source of this 867-nucleotide messenger RNA. The record is from the annotation of a GenBank genome assembly. NCBI's taxonomy places the organism in Eukaryota, Dinophyceae, Suessiales, Symbiodiniaceae.
AUGCCUUCGCCUGGUUGUCCUCCCUUGAAAAUCUCAAGCGCCACGAUGCAGCCCUCGGAGACCACACCGCGGCUGAACGAGAAAGCGGGUGACCGCACGCUCUUCGACUUGGUAAAGGAUGACGAACGUUGGGCGAUUCUCCUCAAGGACCGAGAAUCCCAGUUCACCGGAGGUGACAGGCUUGAGUACCAGUACCAGGUCUACCUGGCGGAAGUCGCUGCCCUGGCUCAGGUCGGCGUGGCACGUUUAGGUGCAGGUGCUGUCGUUCACAAUUCGCAGCACCCCUCGGUCAUGGCUUGGAAGAGGAAGCUGCACGUAGUGAUCGUGGUCUCCGUGUUCGUGGCUUGCGCUGCGGGCAUGGCCAUGACGCAUCUGUCGAUGUCUCCGUCAGAGUACAAGAGGAACUGGCUGAUUUUUAUGGGUAUUCCGCUGCUCUGCAUAUUGCUGGUAGGCACCUCCAUUAUCAUCAUGCUCAUGGAGACCACCAGCAGCAACCACGUCGUAAGUGUCAUAAGCCAGGAGAAACCUGAAGCCCGAUGUGUUUGGGCACCAAGCAGGUAUGACAUGCUGCAGUCGAUGAGCCCUCAGUUUUGCUGCUUCCACAUUGAGUCAGGCAGAAAGGAGAUGUCUAAAUCCCUUCCGGCACUGCAAACAAGCCUUUCUGCGUCACGUGCUCAUGAUUCCAUCUCGCCGACUUGCCUAUGUUGCCUUGAAGACUUCCGGCCGGAGAGCGAAGUGGCCCUUCUUCCAUGUGGCCACGUCUUCCAUGAAGAGUGCAUUACUUCAUGGUCCAUGUCUCCAUCAAAAUCUGCCAGAUCGUGCCCAGCGUGCAGGGUGCACUAUGACGAGGAGUCCGUCCCGGUAUAG